AGAACACCAGAGUGUCAGUGACAAUAGGUAACAGCUUCGUGCUCAACUGCCCUCCCAAAUCAAAUAUAACUAUGGUAACAUGGAAAAUAAGCCCCAAGAUUGGAAGCCCCUGCACCUUGGGAUACAGAGCUGAUCAGAACAAGACAGACAGAACAAACUGCAGUGACAGCAUGGACUGGAAAUUCAGACCAGAUUGGGAUCCUGCCCUUGAGAUACGGCAAGUGGGAAUAGCCCAUGAGGGAAAUUACACCUGUGAAGUAGUAGCAACAGAAGGCAAUUUCCACAAGACGUACCACUUGACCAUGCUGG
This is a messenger RNA of Tauraco erythrolophus (red-crested turaco), 309 nucleotides long. The record is from RefSeq and is a predicted model, not a curated record. Lineage: Eukaryota; Metazoa; Chordata; Aves; Musophagiformes; Musophagidae.